Molecule: messenger RNA, 1599 nt
Organism: Kwoniella mangroviensis CBS 8507
Lineage: Eukaryota; Fungi; Basidiomycota; Tremellomycetes; Tremellales; Cryptococcaceae
Exons: 6
Coding region: 1-1599 (532 amino acids)
Biological process (GO): positive regulation of transcription by RNA polymerase II
Molecular function (GO): DNA-binding transcription factor activity, RNA polymerase II-specific; RNA polymerase II cis-regulatory region sequence-specific DNA binding; protein dimerization activity
Source: RefSeq, a predicted model, not a curated record
AUGGGUAGAAAGAAAAUUGAGAUUAGACCUUUGACGGAUGAACGGAAUAGGAAUGUGACUUUUCUCAAGCGAAAAGCAGGAUUGAUGAAGAAGGCAUGGGAAUUAUCGGUCUUGUGCGGUGCGGAUGUCAACAUACUCAUUUUCAAUGCCGCUGGUAAAGCCUAUGAGUUCUCGAGUAAAGAGUUGGAUGAGGAGAUCGAUAGAUAUAUGGAUUACGAAGGGAUGAUUGAACGUCGUCGUGCACCCGAGUUCGCAGCUAUGGCUUUAGCAGGUGAAGAUGACGAAGACGAGGAUGAAGAUGAGGCACCAAGGAGAGGGUCGACUUCUAAGUCUACCGCCAAUACCACGGCAGGUCCGAAUGGAGCAGUACCAAGGAGUUUAAAAGGUAAAGAAUCAUUCAAAGCUCGUACACCCCGUCAUUCAGAUAAAGGUAAAUCGUCCUCGUCAAGGUCUAGUAAACAUAAUAAGAGUAAGAGGAGGAAGGAGAGAAGCGAAAGUGAGAAAAGAAGUUUUAUCGAUUCGAUCUUAAGUCAAAGUGAGAGUGAUUCGCAAGAUGAUGAGGAUGAUGAGGAUGAGAGGGAAAUCGGGGGUAUGAGGAGAAAGAGGAAAGAGAAGGAGAAGGAAAGAAGUAGGGAUAGACGUGAGAGACAGAGAACAGGUGGAUAUGACAAAAACGCCGCUGCUCUUCAAUAUGCCAUGAGCAUGCAUUCGGCUCAUCCCCAUGGACAUGGACAUGGACAUGGACAAGGACACUCACAUGGCCAACAUGAAUCUCGAUUCUACCAACAACAUAGGUAUCAUGAUGAGCCUGGCUCAAAUGCUCAAUUGCCAGUCGAUAUACCUCAAUUACCGAAACUGCCCUCGGACGGUACUUCGUAUAGGACAUCAAUGACUUCUGGAUUAGGCAAUGGCAGUGGCACUGGUGGACAAUCAAGUUCGACCUUUUAUGGUCAUUCUCAACCUCAAUACAUCUCUCAGACUCAUCAAUACUUACCUUCUUCCUCCUUGGAGACUACUAUACCUUCUCAGGGACAGUACAGUGGCAACGUGUCUACUUCGCAAGGUAUGGCCAACGUCUCUAGACCAGGUGGCAUUCAAUGGAACGAAAAUUUGCUAGCGAAAUAUGCCGAAUUCCAAUUACAGCAGAACCAUCAGAAACAACAGAGAUUGUUAUUGGAGAGACAGAGGUAUCAAUUACAGCAGAUGGGCGUACCGGUUGAUGAAAGGAGCUUGUUAGAUGAGAUCUUCGGAGGAGCAGGGGGAGGAAUUAUUUUACCUAUAGAGGAUUCUAAUCCGACUGGUACGGGUGGUUCAGCAGAUUUCGUGUGGCCUCUAGGCAACAAUCGAUCGACAACUACGAAUCAUCCUGAGGACCAAUUUAUGCCGCAUGAUCAAAGUGGUAAUACUAGUAGAGGUUCGAUACCGAUACCUGAUGAAAGUGUACAAUGGGGUGUCCAAGAUGGAUAUACAGUAGAUAGAGAUGAUUUGAAUUUACCUAGUCCAGUAUCGAAUGGCCCUGGACCCGGACUUGGAGCAGAGGGAAAGAGAAAGGCGAUGAUUUUUAGGGAUAAUGAGGAGGUCAAAAGAAUGAGGAUAUAG